Molecule: messenger RNA, 732 nt
Organism: Eufriesea mexicana
Lineage: Eukaryota; Metazoa; Arthropoda; Insecta; Hymenoptera; Apidae
Exons: 5
Coding region: 1-732 (243 amino acids)
Source: RefSeq, a predicted model, not a curated record
AUGUACUUACAUAUAUAUAGGGGUGCUUCUCAAGAAAGCAACACAGUUCUUCGAAGAACGUCCUUAGGUAAAAAAAUGAUACGAUUUAUUAUAUUUGGUAUAUUAAUUGUUUUGUCGACGGGUCAGUUCCAACCUUCGGGGAGAAUUUUAGAACCACCAAUUCCUGCCCUUUGUGCACAAAGAGUUAUUCAUGAACGUUUUAAUGGCAAGGGUUACUACUAUUCAUGGGCUGAUCCAAGAACAAAUGGGCAAGAACUUGAUUGGUUAUCAGGCAGAAAUUUCUGCAGACAAAGGUGUAUGGAUCUAGUUUCUUUGGAAACUUCAGUGGAAAAUGAAUUCAUUAAGAGUCGCAUUGUUCAAAAUAAUGUGAAAUAUAUUUGGACAUCUGGUCGGCUUUGUGAUUUCAAAGGAUGUGAUAGACCUGAUCUGCAACCUCUCCAUAUUAAUGGUUGGUUCUGGACUGCAGAGUUGCAAAAACUUGCACCUUCCAAUGAUCGCUCUCAGAAUGAUUGGUCUGAAAGUGGAGGUAUUGGAAAACCUCAACCCGAUAAUCGUGAAGCUAUACAACAAGGAGGUGCACCAGAAAAUUGCUUGGCAGUACUAAAUGAAUUUUAUAAAGAUGGAGUAAAUUGGCAUGAUGUUGCUUGCCAUCAUAAUAAACCAUGGGUGUGUGAAGAUAAUGAUUCUUUAUUGAGAUAUGUCCGUUUUAGCAAUCCUAAUAUUCGUAUUUAA